AUGAGCGGGGUCAAAAAGAAGAAGGCUAGACAUAAAACGCUCCAGAAUCUCAAGGGAGCACUACAAGGGCUUUUACAGGUUCACAAAAAAUCACCGAGUUCCGGUACUCAACCAGUUCUUCAACAACCAGACGUUGUACCAUCACAACGAUCUGCGCCUGUUUCUCUCGGAUUGCAGCACAGCGAUGAGCAGCAACUUCCGCACGCGAACGAAGUGGUGUAUGUGAUGUCCAAGGAGUCACAGCUGAUACCAAAACUAACAGAUGAACAAGUUCUGGAGCGGCACAAACGAGCAGACGAAAACAUGAAGCGCGCCUGGCUGAACUUAAUCGAGAAAUAUGAGUCAAUCGAAGAUCAAGGUGAUGUCGUGGAUCUUACCACAGGCGAGAUUAUAGAAGACAACGGUCAUGUUAGAGGACUUAAUGCUCAUCCAGGCUCUACUGUUAAUGCUAGCGAUUCGAACUACGUGAGCGUACUGAGUGACCUCAUCGAGAUCGACAAUACGGCUACAAACAUAUGGAAGGAUAACGAGAACGAUAACGAGAACGAGAACGAGAAUGAAAAUGACAUUGAGAGUGACUACGUGAGUGAGAUUGAUAGUGAGGCAAGUCCAACCAUUGAUCCACACUAA
Messenger RNA from Lachancea sp. 'fantastica', 630 nucleotides. Lineage: Eukaryota; Fungi; Ascomycota; Saccharomycetes; Saccharomycetales; Saccharomycetaceae. The record is from the annotation of a GenBank genome assembly.